GGGAGUUUGAUGAGGCUGAGGUUGUAGAAAAGCUGGAUGAGACUGAAACAACAUUCCAAUUACUUAUCACUUUUUCGAAACCUGUGGCAGAUCUAGACCUUCCUUUAGUCAUUAAACGGUCCGAUUUAGAAACAUGGUCCUUAGUUAAAUGGGAAGGGAAGGAUCCUAAACCUAUAGAUGACUUUGAAACCCAGUUAAGCAAAUUCUUACAGGGCCAUGGGAAGACCCUUAAUGUCAUAAAACUGGACUCAAUCCCCAAAGAUACUAAGGAGGUUGUCAUUAAACACCUUGUUGACAACACCCCCACCCGGCAGGCAGGUGUCCGCCGUCUCAGGCAAUUUUCAGGAAGGGUCCCAAUCCCCACCAAUGAAAUAGAUUUCGAGACAUGGUCACAGUUAGUCCAGCAACUAAUUAGGGAUAGUAGUCUGUCUGAGGCUGACAAAAAGAGUAUUUUAAUUCAAAGUCUUUUUCCACCUGCCCUUAAUAUCCUUAAUAAAGUGGCUGCGGAAAGUAGAGCUACAGAAUGCCAUGAUGUCCUAAAUCAGGUAUAUGGUCUGGUUGUAGAUGCUGACGACCUCUACACACUAUUUAGAGAAACGUACCAAACUAAGGGAGAAUUACCUUCAAAGUUUCUAAUGCGCUUAGAUGAGAAUCUUACUAGGGCAAAUAAUGUAGGGGCAGUAGGCGUAGCCCAGGCUGACAAUUUGAGGCUGGCCCAAUUCAUCAGGGGCCUAAUUCAUGAUGAGCUACUAUGCUCUACACUUAACCUAAAACAUAGAAAACCAAAUCCCCCUUCGUAUUUAACCCUAAUAAAAGAAGUUAGGAAUGAGGAGAUAAACAGUAGGGCCAGGGCUGAGAAGCGUAAUACCCAAACAACGACUCUAUCCAAUUCUAAGGCCAUUACUGCGGCCACGACACAUAACUAUGAUGCUCUUAGCCAUGAGGUCGAAGUCCUUAGGGAAGAACUUGACAGGAUGAAAUCAACCCCUGUUCCAACUAAACCCUUCACCAAUCCCAACCCACAUACUCCAUCUGUUAGGAGGAAUAAUGCUCCCUCUAACACCAUAAAUAAGAUAUGCUACAAUUGUGGCGAGAGUGGACACCAUAUGAG
Molecule: messenger RNA, 1111 nt
Organism: Anneissia japonica
Lineage: Eukaryota; Metazoa; Echinodermata; Crinoidea; Comatulida; Comatulidae
Product: paraneoplastic antigen Ma2-like
Exons: 1
Source: RefSeq, a predicted model, not a curated record